GCCGCCGCCCACAUGCACGCGGGAGGGGUCGACCGAGCAGGCGGUGGACCGUCUCCACUUGGAAAGAAGUCCUGCGCCCCUCUCAGCUGUCACCACAUCCAACAACGUCAACCUUGUAGAAGUGGAACGUCGGGCACCGAGUCUCCGGGCCGCUGGAGCGCGUGGGGGCGCGAAGCGGGGUCCCCGCCCGGCGGCCGUUCCACGCCGAGCCCACCAGUCUCCGCGGAGUUGGUGCACCCGGCCGAGGCGCGGAAAGAUGGGAAAUUCCACCCAAGACUGAAAUCAAAAUAUCCAGAGCUUGGGGAUAUCUAUGUUAAGAAAAACUCUCCAGGUGAUUGUGGCAAUAUGAAUCAAUUGGUGUUGUCCGGCGCGGUGCCACAUCGGAGCCUGAGGAUUACCUUAGAGAUGCUGCGUGGGGGGAGGUGUGAAAACACACCAGUUCACAGCAAGUCUAUUGUGAAAAGGCUGCAAGGACCACUCAUUUCAUGGUUCUGGGCAGAUUCGGAAAAUCACCAAGCUACAACAUUGCCCCUUCCUUACAGAAGCACAGUUAAAGAAAUCUGUAGCGGCUGCUCUUCUUCCCCAAAGCUGCUGCCAUGGAAACUACCACUUCACUUCUAAGCAAAGAUUAAAGCCAAACCCUGAUGCAAGAAGUCCUGUGAUGAAAACCAAAUGUUCAUCAGCUACCCAGAAUCAACUUUGAAUUCUUCUGAGCAAAGGGGAAAGAAUUUAAAACUAAGGAUUGAAGAAUUUUGCUAGACCAAUCAUUUAUGGUUGUUUGUUUGUGUGUGGGUACUCUGCCUGCUUGAAGGGAGGGUUUCUUCUAGCUGCAAGUUGGAAUUUUCUAGCAGAAGGCUGGAAAGAAUGAUGAUAGGGAAGGUAAUCUACACUGAAAUUUUUCUUGGUACUUAUUUUCCAAAAGAAACUUAAUUUCAGUGAAGGUUUUCUAGUUUCUCUACUUCUUCUUUAAAAAAUCUUAAUUCAGGUCUUUGAAACUUUUGUUAAAUGGAGAUAUACUUAACCCUUCAGUGUAGCUAUGAAGAUCAAGUAAAAUAAGUAUGUUUUAGACUAAUGUAAUAAUCAUGAUAAUAACAGUAAGAAUAAUUGUUAUGAGCUGAAUUGUAUUCCUCUCAAAAUUCAUAUUUUGAAGCCCCAAACCCCAUUGCCUUUGGAAUGUCUGUAUUUGAAGAUAAGGAUGGGGUAACUGGGUCAUGGGCAUUAAGGAGGGCACAUGAUGUGAUGACCACUGGGUGUUA
Mustela erminea (ermine) is the source of this 1256-nucleotide messenger RNA. RefSeq lists its product as uncharacterized. NCBI's taxonomy places the organism in Eukaryota, Metazoa, Chordata, Mammalia, Carnivora, Mustelidae. Bases 13 to 621 code for a protein of 202 amino acids. The transcript has 6 exons. The record is from RefSeq and is a predicted model, not a curated record.